Messenger RNA from Sphaeramia orbicularis (orbiculate cardinalfish), 5535 nucleotides. Its product is annotated as guanine nucleotide-binding protein G(s) subunit alpha-like. Gene Ontology annotation, biological process: adenylate cyclase-activating dopamine receptor signaling pathway; sensory perception of chemical stimulus. The record is from RefSeq and is a predicted model, not a curated record. Bases 1546 to 2685 code for a protein of 379 amino acids. Lineage: Eukaryota; Metazoa; Chordata; Actinopteri; Kurtiformes; Apogonidae. Gene Ontology annotation, cellular component: cytoplasm; heterotrimeric G-protein complex. The transcript has 12 exons. Gene Ontology annotation, molecular function: insulin-like growth factor receptor binding; G-protein beta/gamma-subunit complex binding; GTP binding.
UUCGUUCCCAGGGUUCCGUGAGAGCCGUUUGCCCCACCCCACCUCUACAGCGCUAUCUAUCUCAAUGUACAAUUCUCAGAGAAAAAAGGGGGCAAAAAUAAUUCAGAGUAAUACUGCGAAGAAACGACUCCCGUUUCCCCGGCCGGUUGAUCGGAGCAGACGGGGCCUGUCGGCGGUUCAAAUAAGUGUGUCGCCGUUGGACCAGUGAUUGAAAACACCGCGGUAUGUUCAUGUAUCAUGCACAUGUAACCAUAAUCUACCAUACGGAUUCAAAGGGAAUACAAAAAGCUGAGAGACUUGACAGCGGGCUGUACCUGCGCCAAACGGGAAAAUAACGGCGUAUUUCCACAAAUAUCACCUGGAUAUUGCGUUAUAUUCAAGGACAUCCAACUGCCAAAAGCCGCCGAAGCUUUCCGAUGUGAGGAGAAAUACAAAUUAACGUUACAGAGAGAAAAAGGACGGAGAAGGGGCCUUUUUGGGUCUGGUCAAACCCUCCGAAAAAGCAGCACCAGCAUCUAUUGACGGGGAGAGGAAAUAAUUCUGACAUCGUCUGAAAACAGGAUAUUAUUGAUAAGAUUGCUACAUCUACGACGACAGCCCCCCCAACCAAAAAAAAAAAAAAAAAAAAAAAAAGAAAGAAAGAAAAUCCGUGUAUAAUGUGACGGAUUUGAGAGACGGUUGUGAUAGAGAAAGAAGCCCCGGUGUAGCCUGAUGAUUCACAUGCCGUCAUUUUAAGAGGAAAUAUUUAUUUUUUAUUUUUAUUUUUUUUCUGCCGCCCUCUGAUGUGAUUUGGUUAAGGUGGAGAAAGGAUUGCAAACAAGCCCUCCUCCUCCAAAAAAGUAAUUAUAAAAAAAAAAAACCCAAAAACAUAAAAUACAUAGUUAAAGGGAAAAGGACGAGAAAAAUAGGGCUGUGAGUGGAAAUGAAUUGAAUGGCAGUGUGAGGGAUCUGCCGAAGAUGGGCUCCGGAGGAGACGUUUGCUGAGAAAAAUAGAAUUUAAAGUCUACAGUAAAUAAAUAUAUAUGAUUUAAAAAGCCGGCGUUUACAUGUAAAACGCCUUUCGGUAACAAACGGGACGUUCAUUUAUUGGAAGGCUGGAGAUUUUCCAUCCACUCUCAUAUCAGUGUUGAUGACUUCAUUGCGGAUUUACAGUGAAAAACACAGGAAUCAAGCGUCUGAGAGGGCGGCAUCGUUGCUCUGCUCCCUUUUUGAUUGAUCUCUGGUUGAUAAAUUGCCAGUAAAUAUCCACAUCCAUCCACAUUGUGCCAAGCCCGGUGGAGCCCACCUUUUUAUAUAUAUUAUAUUAUAUAUAUAUAUAUAUAUAUAGAAAACCGGUUUACAUCUGUUUUAUUUUGCAUCUGGCGACAUAAAUGUCACCCAUUUUGAGCCAGGUGUUUCUCUGUUGGGCCAGUCUAGGCAUUUAGGAUUGAUUGAUUUUCCUUCUGAUCAACCAACCCACCCUCCUUCCCUUCCUCCCCCUCCAACCAAACCCACCCACCCACCAACCCUGCCUCCCUUGAACCUAUCUGCUGGGUUUUUGGGAAGAUGGGCUGUCUUGGCAAUAGUAAGACUGAAGACCAACGAAAUGAGGAGAAGGCACAGAGGGAAGCCAACAAAAAGAUAGAGAAGCAGCUCCAAAAAGACAAACAGAUAUACCGGGCAACUCACCGGCUACUACUAUUAGGUGCCGGUGAAUCUGGGAAAAGCACGAUAGUCAAACAGAUGCGAAUACUGCAUGUUAAUGGCUUCAACGCAGAGGAGAAAAAACAGAAAAUUCAUGAUAUUAAAAACAACAUUAAAGAAGCUAUAGAGACGAUUGUGGCUGCCAUGAGCACACUCACACCCCCAUGCCAGUUAGCCAGUCCAGCAAACCAGUCCCGAAUCGAUUAUGUCCUGAACCAAGUAACCCAGAAGGAUUUUGAGUUUCCUUCGGAAUAUUAUGACCAUGCAAAGAGCCUCUGGCAGGACGAGGGUGUACGGGCCUGCUGGGAAAGGUCCAAUGAAUAUCAACUCAUUGACUGUGCACAAUACUUCUUAGACAGGAUUGACGUGGUCCGGCAGAACGACUACACCCCAACUGACCAGGACCUGUUGCGAUGCAGAGUACUGACAUCUGGGAUCUUCGAGACAAGAUUUCAAAUAGACAAAGUCAAUUUUCAUAUGUUUGAUGUUGGAGGGCAAAGGGAUGAACGUCGGAAAUGGAUCCAGUGUUUUAACGAUGUGACGGCUAUCAUUUUCGUGGUGGCGAGUAGUAGCUACAACAUGGUAAUCAGAGAAGACAAUCAGACCAACAGAUUACAGGAGGCCCUCAACCUUUUUAAGAACAUUUGGAACAACAGGUGGCUACGGACCAUUUCGGUAAUCCUCUUCCUGAACAAACAGGACCUGCUCGCUGAGAAGGUUUUGGCAGGGAAAUCUAAAAUAGAGGAAUAUUUCCCAGAGUUUGCACGCUACACUACACCUGAUGAUGCAAUACCAGAACCAGGUGAAGACCCACGUGUCACAAGGGCAAAGUACUUCAUUCGGGAUGAGUUUCUGAGGAUCAGCACAGCCAGCGGGGAUGGACGGCAUUACUGUUACCCUCACUUCACCUGUGCAGUCGAUACAGAAAACAUUCGCCGCGUCUUCAACGACUGCCGCGACAUCAUACAGAGGAUGCAUCUACGGCAGUACGAGCUCUUGUGAUGGGCAGCGUGAUGAAAGACUUCGGCAGCGUCCAGUCCGGUCUACUUAUCUACCUACUGACCUACCUAUGUACUCCACCCCCUCUCCCCUCGACCAGUUAGCCAAUCACCCCCUCCACCUCCACCACCUUCAACAAACACCCGAGCGACUGUGCGCCUGCCCUCCACCUCCACCUGCUUCUCCUACUUCUGCCAGUAACACACUUUCAGAUCAAACAGUGGGAAGACUUUCUUAAAGGAUGCACCGACAACAGUUUCAUCAACUAUAAGCCAGGACCGCUGUACUCUGCUACACUUUGACCCUAAAAGAGGGUGAAUCCCUCAGUGCAGGCUAUCCCUCCUUUUAGCUCUUAUUCUCUCUCAGAUAUAUCAAUACACACUCUCACACUAAAGCAGAAGACAUGAGCCACACACAAACACACACGGACCCUUUUAAACCAGGGUCCUCCUGCUUUUAAGUCGACACAGGCUGAAUGAAAUAAUGCAUUCUGAGAGAGAGGAGUUGAUUCACUACGCGCUGAAGACGAACCAGGAGAACACAGUGACGGGUGGUGGUGAACUGAUAACAGAGGAGGGCUGUGAGCCUUUUCGUGCUGACUGAUUUAAACGGCUCCCUGUGGACGUGAGCGUGACUUGAACAUAUGAUCACACAGCUCACAUGACCCACUCUUCAAGAAACCAUCAAGGAGGGAUGGCGAAAACAAGAGAAAAGGAAAAAAAAAAAAAGAAAAUACCAUAUAAUGCAUAAAUUCAUGCAUACCAGUGAACUUCAUGCAGUGCAAAAAAUCCAAGCUAUAUAUAUAGAUAUUUAUAUAUGUGUGUAUAUAAAUAUGUAUAUAUAUAAAUAUAAAUAUUAUAUAUUCCUGUAAUAACACAAUUCAACUUUUAAGUUUUAAGUUAGUUUUUACCCCAUGUUGUGUGUUGGUGUACACUGUGUGUGAUCUGCCUUUGUGCACCAUUGAAACCCCCUUGCCUACACACACAUACAUAUAACAGUAUAUCUAUAUAUACACAGUACAUCCUCCAAAGCCCCUGCUGCUAUUUGACAAAUAUUUAACACAAAAUAAAGGAAAGUUAUUUAAAAAGGAAAGAAACCAAUGGAAAGCAUGAAGUAAAAGAAACUGAUUAUCAAGACUGGAUGCAACAUUUAUACCUGGGAGCAGAGACACACACACACACACACACACACACAUACACACACACACACACACACACACACACACAGGCACUCCUCAGACCUGGCAUUAACAUGUAUUUUUAGUGAUUGCAUCACAAGUGGACAACUCUAAUGGUAGAUGAGAAUGUGCUGAAGAGGCAUUGAGAUGUGAUCGGUCAGACACAGUCAGAGUUGUUUUGGACAUCAUUCUAUCAUCAGUAUGAAUGUGUGUGUCCAGGGUAAGACCACCUUACUCAGCUGUUAGUGCAUUCAAUGUUUUAAAAACGUCCAUGCUCUCUGAGCCGUCUGGAACGACGCGCCACCACUUUAAUAGAAUAUUCACACAUCAUAUUAUCAGGUAAAAUUUUAUUUACAUAUUUGAAGCGUGCGUGUAAAAUAUCAAGAAGGCUAUCAAUAAAGCGCACGACACGCAAGAGAAGGAAGUAAAACAAAUGAGAUGGUCUUUGUCGUCAUAUCGAUAUUCAGGGUGUGUCGAUUGAUUCACAAUAUCAACUCAGGCAUUCAGUAGUGAAUUAAAUCAUUUUUCUACAGUAACUAGUAAAGUUUUCAUGCAGUAUUUACACUUUUGAAGGUUUCUUUCUUUGUGAUGCAUUUUCAGAGAAACACUACAAUGGUAGCCUGUUGAAGCUCAAAUGUGUUAUGAGAUGUAGGAGGAUCUAAUUGCAGAAAUGGAAUUUAAUGUUCAUAACUAUGUUUUCAGUCAUGUACCUUAGAUUGAGUCCUUCGUACAUGUUUUUACAGUAGUUCAGAACAAAAUUUUCCAUUUUAGUGGCAUCCAGACUUAAGGUGCAAUAACUAUCAUCUACUGCAUCUGAGUAGAACAGAUGUAAUAUCCUCUUACCAAAAAACCCAGAGCAAGACAAACACUGGCUCUAAUAAGGGACUUUUUGACUUUUCAGAGGGGGGUGUUCAGGCAGUUGCAAUGUGCAUCGUAACCACUAGAUGUCAAUAAAUCUCACACUGAAUCUAAGCUUGUUUGCCACUUAUGUGUGUUUUAAACCAUUCAAGCUCGUUCAUUUGUUGUGCAGGGAGACUGGAUCUGAUCUGUUGAGAAUCUCCCACACACACACAUUUUAAUGCCAGGUGUGACCAGACAAACUUAGAGCCAUCCACUUGUGAUCGGAUCAGGGAGAAAACACAUGUUCCAGCCAGGUGUGAACAGGGUCUAACACAUGGAUACACAAACACACGCUCCAGCCCUCAUCAGUCAGCCCCCUCCCCUUCUCCACUCGUCCCACCUCCCUUUCGUCUUGUUCUCUCACCUCUCCCGGUCCCACUUCCCCUCCCUGGCUUUAAGUAUGUCUGUCUUUAUUUUACUGCUGGACUAUUAUUCUUGUACAGACUGUAAAAUGUAUUAUUUUGUACAACUUUAUUGAAGAAAAAAAAUAACUUGUAGAAGAUCCCUGUGCCUUGAUCACGACUGUACGUGUAAAAAUGAGCUAAUAUGUAAGUUAUGUUUCACUGCGCUGUACAGCUGGACGGGUCUGUCCCACCUCGUCCGUGCUAGCUCACCCCCCGCUGGGGGCUGGGGGAGGGGCAUCGGAUUGGGGCGGAGGCCUUUCGUCUGUUGCUUAGUUUCCAUUUUCCCACAUUUGUUUGUUCGUUGAUUCAUUUGUUUUGCUUUGACUCUCCUCUGGUUUAUAUAAUACGAUUUGAAAAAAAUGAAGAAAAAAA